Messenger RNA from Drosophila kikkawai, 1793 nucleotides. RefSeq lists its product as uncharacterized. Gene Ontology annotation, cellular component: transcription regulator complex; nucleus. NCBI's taxonomy places the organism in Eukaryota, Metazoa, Arthropoda, Insecta, Diptera, Drosophilidae. Gene Ontology annotation, biological process: regulation of transcription by RNA polymerase II. The record is from RefSeq and is a predicted model, not a curated record.
AGUGCGAAGUACUAGGGGCAAAACUAAAAACGCGAAUUAAACGAAAAUGAUGGACGAGCAAUUAAUUGACGAGGUAGCCCAGCAUGGAGUAAUUUACAACCGGCAGAAGUAUUACCUGAACGGCAGCACCAAUGGCGGCAAGUACGAGACGAAGGACGAGGCCUGGCAGCUGAUUGCCAUGAAGCUGCGCACGGAUGUGGACACGUGCAAGAAGCGGUGGAAAUAUCUGCGAGAACGCUACGUCUCCCAGCGGAAGCAGGGCGAUCCGCCGGUCUACGAACACCUGUCGCGCCCGUACCUGGAGAAGAUGAAGUUCCUGGACCAGCACAUCCAGCCCCGCAAGUCCUACCGCCAUGUGCCGAACUUCCUCACGUCGCCACAGUCGGCCAACAGCUCCAGUUAUAACGAUUAUCAGGCACUGGACAAAUCCAACAGCUCCAAUGGCAUGAAGAACGUGUCUCAGUUUGGCGGCGGCGGCUCGAGUCAGGGCCAUCACUACCACCAGCCCGAUCAGCAGCAGCAGCAUCAUUCCAUGAGUGCCUUGAGUACGGCAGCAGCCUCGGCGCUGGAGACCGUCAACGGGCAAGUCAAGAUCGAGGCGGAUCAGGUCUUCAGGGACUUUGCUGCGGCCGUCGCCUCGCAGCAACUCCAGCAAAUCUCACAAACACAAAUGCAACAGCAGGCGGCUGCCGUGGCGGCGGUUAUGGCGGAUUCCUCGCAGGGCUACCAGGAGCAGUACAAGGACAGCAGCUCCGUGGGUGUCUCGGGCGUUCAGAACAGUGCAGGCAGCCUCACCUCCACUUCUUCCUCGAUGAAGUCACCGCUUUCAUCGCCGCUGCAGGUGAUCAGCGCAGGCAGCCUUCACCCUCAGCAACAGCAACAGCAGCAAUCACAGCAAUCACCGGCAACGGGUGGCCAGCAGCUUCCGGUGGUACAUUCCUCUUCCAGUGCCGCAGGCAGUUCCAUCAGCACCAGUUCCAACAUGCAACAGAUGCAGCAGCAGCAGCAGCAACAUCAACAGCAGUCGCAUGUCUACAACCCCAAGGCCAGCGAUGAUCUUGACUCGUCCUCGACGUCCGGUAAUUUCCAUAUGAAGAAGCCUCGGGUGCAGAUCAAUGGCCACAAUCAGAUGGCCAGCAAUGGCGGAGGAAGUGCCGGGCACUUUGGCAACGACUCCGAUGACGAUUCGGAUGACAAUAGCCAUGAUCUAAUGGAGCCUCAGGUGAUGAUGCACGAGAGCCACUACAACAAUUCCAUGGGCAUGCAGCGAGGGAAUAACAAUGGCAACAAUAACAGUGGAAGCAAUAACCAGCAGCAGCAGCAGCAGCAACAACAGCAGCAUCAGCAGCACCAGAACAUGUUUCCCUCAAACACGGACUUCCUCUUCCAGCUGUACCAGCAGUUUCCACACCAGGCCAGUGGCUCACAUCCUUCCAACUUUGGGAAAUUCCAAACACCGCCCAGUCAGCAGGGCGUGCAGCGAUUAUCGGAGCACUUGCUGGGCGAGCUGGUCACCAGCGAGCUGCUCAAGAUGAACAAGGAGCGCAAGAAGAGUGCCCAGAAGCGAAUUCUAGAAAUACUCUUCUUCGAUGAUUAAUAAAAGCUAGCUAGCGGUAGGGUAUAAUUGUAAAUAUUGUAAUUUAGGACCUAGAACUUGAGUUAGCUGUUCCCCUUUCCCACCAAGAAGGCAUGUGGAGCCCUUUCUAUUUGUGCUAGUCAACUACCAGCAAGCCAGGCGCUGGCCUGGAUUCCGUAUAUGCAUUAGUUUAAAUAUACAUUUAUAGGUUUUAAAA